AUGUUUUGCCUUUUGUGUAGAAAACAUGAUGCAACGAAUCUUCAAAACAAGAGCAAAAAGUUUAACACUGAACCUGCUGUCCGCUUUAAACGCAAGUCCGUUGAAGAACACUCAACUUCACAACAACAUAAAGAUGCUGUAAGUGCAGAACUUUUAAGUCGUGUUUCUGUCUUCCAGAGAGAGUUUGAAGAAAGAGAAAAAUCAAAGGAAGAUGUAUAUUUCAAUGCACUCUUGGCUCUUUACUGGAUAGCGAAAGAAGAAAUCGCGAACACAAAGUUUACCAGUCUUUUGGAAGUUGUAGAGAAAAUGGGAUUAUCAAAUAUGAAAUUCUUUGAGCAUCGCUCAGGAGGAUCAGUGAGAGAAAUGUUUAUUUUGAUGGGGGAGAUGAUAAAAUCUGAGGCUGUGAAGAAGGCACAGCAAGCCAGCUUCAUGGGUCUCUUGAUCGAUGAAGUAAUGGAUAUUGCCCAGAGAGAGCAGCUUGUGUCAUUCAUCAGAUAUGUUGACCAAGAUACCUAUGAAGUGAAAACAGAUUUCCUUGCUGUGAAUGACAUUUUAGAGAGCUCAACUUCUGCCAAUGCUGAAACCAUCAAGUCAGUUGUUGUGAAACAGCUGUCAGAUUGUGACCUAGAUAUCAAUAAAUUAUCAGGUUUGUCAACUGAUGGCGCAUCUGUAAUGGUGGGCAAGGAAAAUGGUGUUACUGCUAAGCUUAAGAGAGAAGCUAAGAGGUUACUGAAUGUUCACUGCAUCUGCCAUAGAUUGGCCCUUGCAUGUGGGGAUGCAAAUGACCACAUUUCAUAUAUCAAGACUGUUGAAAAGGUUUUGAUUCGACUAUGGUCUUUCUUCCACAACUCGGGAAAGCGCACAGCAGCAUACACCAAAGCAGUUAUUGCUUUAGCAGAGUUACACAUUUCACAUUCUGCAAAGAAAAGGGUCGUAAAGCACGUUACGAAGGCUACCCGAACAAGAUGGCUGUCUACAGAAAGCACUGUUGAUGGUAUUUUUCUUAACUUUGUGCCUUUGAUCCAAACUUUGCAAAUCUACAGCAAUGAUAGUGAUCCUGUUGCAAUAAACUUGAUCACUGAAAUCAAGUUGAAGAAAUUCGUUGGAGCAGUGUAUUUACUUCAUGAAGUCGUGCCAAUUCUGAGCCACCUCAGCCGAGCCUUUCAGAAAGGAAACAUAUCCUUUGCUGUCAUAGCACCUGCUGUAGAAUUUAUUUUAGAGGAACUGAAAAGCGUGGCCGAAAAACAAUCACCCCUGGAAUGUUUAAGAAGAGAUCUUGCUGAGGACGGCAGACUGCACUACAGUGGAUUGACUCCUCUAACAGCACAUGAUGAGACACUUCUCAGAAACCUGACUUCAAAGUAUGUCCAUGCUCUGCAAGACAAUAUUGCUUCCCGUUUCAAGGAUAACCUUCCCAUCCUGAGUGCUUUCAAAAUCUUUGAUCCAGUUGCAGUGCCACCCAAGUCUGAUCAGAGCUUUAGUGAGUAUGGAGACAAAGAGAUCAAGAUCCUUGCAGAAUAUCUGUAUCAGCUGGAGACUGGAGAA
Molecule: messenger RNA, 1545 nt
Organism: Porites lobata
Lineage: Eukaryota; Metazoa; Cnidaria; Anthozoa; Scleractinia; Poritidae
Source: the annotation of a GenBank genome assembly